Penicillium chermesinum is the source of this 1788-nucleotide messenger RNA. RefSeq names its product methionyl-tRNA formyltransferase. The record is from RefSeq and is a predicted model, not a curated record. Lineage: Eukaryota; Fungi; Ascomycota; Eurotiomycetes; Eurotiales; Aspergillaceae. Bases 1 to 1788 code for a protein of 595 amino acids. Gene Ontology annotation, biological process: biosynthetic process; conversion of methionyl-tRNA to N-formyl-methionyl-tRNA. Gene Ontology annotation, cellular component: mitochondrion. Gene Ontology annotation, molecular function: methionyl-tRNA formyltransferase activity. The transcript has 8 exons.
AUGCGGCUAAUGCAGGGCCCAGGGGCAUUUGCCCUCUGUAGGCAGCCUUUCUCUAUCAAGUUCCCUGCACGUCGAUUCUACUCCAGCCGAUAUUAUGACCCUUUGCGGAUUCUCUUCUGUGGAUCCGACGACUUCAGCAUUGCCUCUUUGAAUGCUCUCCAUGCCUAUCAUUUGAGGCAACCAAGCCGUGUUGCUUCAAUUGAUGUAGUGUGUCGACCAGGAAAGCGAGUUGGUAGAGGACUGAAGGAGAUCCGAGAAGUUCCUAUUAAGGCUGCAGCAUCGGCCCUUUCGCUCCCCAUCCACGAGAUUGACACCUUUACGGGCUGGGCUCCCCCGGUAACCUCUAAUGGACCUAUCAAUUUGAUCAUUGCUGUGUCCUUCGGACUGUUUGUGCCGCCACGUAUCCUGAACAAUGCGAGCUACGGUGGGCUCAAUGUCCAUCCCUCAAUGCUUCCAGACUUCCGUGGGCCGGCCCCUUUGCAUCAUACUUUAAUGGCGGGUCGAACUACGACGGGGGUAACACUGCAAACCUUGCAUCAUAAAAGCUUCGACCACGGGCUUAUAAUUUCGCAAACGCCCUCACCGGGAUUCAGUAUUCCCAACCCAGAUUCAUGUGAUGUUCCUGAAUUGUUGAAUCUUGUGUCCCCCAAAGGCGCCGAGCUACUCGUGGACGGCAUUGACAGAGGUCUCUUUGUGCCUCCAGUCAAAGAUGUAGGGUGGAAACCGGAUGGAAAGACUCAUCUCAUCCACGCCGGGAAAAUUAAGCCCGAGAAUAGGCAUAUUGACUGGGCAGUUUGGACCAAGCAAGAUAUCGAACGACGCAACCGGGUCCUUGGGACUGGGUCUUUAUGGAGCAAAGCACUGGUUGCUAAGAAAUCUGCUCAGACUGAAUUCGACCACAAGCGAGUUAUCUUAACUGAUCUGGAAGAGGUGGAGCCUCCCCAAGGAUGUGAUUCUUUUCCAGUAGUCCCUGGUCAGCCAUUCACAAAUUCACCGCAUCCUGUUCAGCCGAAAAAGGGCAGGGCUCUGUACGUCUUGACCCAAGACAAGAAGAUACUGCGCAUCAACCGAAUGAAGGUGGAAGGGGAGCCGGUCACCGACGGACUUCAGGCGGCGAUCAAGGCUCUGUAUGCGGCUGUGAAAGGCAGCCAGCUGAUUCUACCCCACUUGCAAAAGGAGCCUCAGUUCACGCAAAUCGGGAUAGAGGUUUUCAGGCGCUUCUUCGCUUUGUAUCGGUCGGUAAAUGGAACGCUCGAAGAAAUCUCGGACAAGAGGAAGCAGAUCAAGGCUCUUCUGAGAGACCUUGCAUUUCUCGCGUCUGUCCCUGACAUUCAAGUCGACAGGGAGCAUAUACAAGCUUGUCGUCAAGUCCUCGAGAAGAUGGCCCAAGUCCUGGACUCCUCCAAGGGGAAGGGAAAACGCCAUAUUAUUCCAAAUAUCAAGGCUGCGAUACGUGUGGUAAAAGUCGAAAAAAAGCUCGAGCAGCAAGUCAGUCAGCAGAUAUGCAUGCUACAAGGCCUCCAACUAGACAUUGAUGUCCACAUUACUCAACAGCUGCAGUCAAUAAAACAGCAGUUGGAGGCUGUGAUACUCCUGUGGAAGCCACUGCUAGAAGGUCCAGGCAUGCAAAUGCCCAAAGAUAUGGGGUAUCCAUGGGAAACUGAAUUUCUUGACCUUCUCGGCCAUAAGUUCAAAAGCCGCGAGCUCCCGGGGCUAGGUUUGAUCAAGAAAUCGCAGGUCGAGUUAUGGACUGCGGAUAACAAGACAAAACUCGACAAGGAUACUUGA